AAAAUUUAGCAGCUGGCUGCCGCUGCCAAGUCAAAAGUCAAGUUUCCUUCCCGCACCCGCAGUUCCCGCUGUUUUUGAUUAAUUUUCAUUUUUAGAGGUUCUGAUUUUGAUUUCAUUGCAAAUAUGUGGUAUGGUAGUGAUUUCGGAAAUACAACCGGUGGUGGCUUCUUGAAUAAUACAAAUACACAAGCUGAUACCCCAGCCAAAAAAGAAGGAGUACGACGACUACAAAGCAUUGUUCCAGUUGUAGUUCGGCAGAUCAGAGACAGUCCAGGAGAUGAGUUCAAGUUAUUUGGCAUGAGUACACAGAUAUUGCAUGUCUGUGGUAUCCUUCGUCACUUUGAAGUGCUCUCUACUAAAGCUACCUACACCAUUGAGGACCACACUGGAGAAAUCAAAGCCAUAUGGUGGCUUGAAAAUGAUGAGGAUAACACCCCAAAUUUACCUAAUGUCAAGGAAGGCAGCUAUGUUCAGGUUUUUGGGUCACUUAGAAAUCAGGAUGGGGACAAAAUUCUCAUGGUUUUGAGGAUGUUUCCUGUGGAUGAUGCUAAUGUGAUCACCAAUCAUCUUUUGCAAGUUAUCCACACAAGAUUGGCUGCUGAAUCAAUGAUGAAAAAUUCUGAGUCUACUAUAAAAGCAAACAACCCUGGUGCAGAAUUAGCAAAUUCAAUGAGUUUUAUGAAUGAUAACCCUACUGAUUCUGGAAUGGGAGGUCUUACAACUCUGCAGGAAAAGGUCUACAAGAUUCUACAGACUAAUAAAACUCAGCAAGGAAUGGACAGAGCAACCCUGCUGAGUAAUUUUAAUGCUAACCAACAUCGCCAAGUCAAUGAGGCUCUGGAGUUCCUGAACAAUGAAGGCCAUGCAUAUUCUACAGUUGAUAAUGAUCAUUUCAAAGUUACUGAUGCUUAGGGAACAUAUUCAGUGUUUUCAAUCUUUUUUUUUAAGGCCAAAAAAUGUAUUAUGUAUAUGAAAGAUGUAGUAUAAUAGGUAUUUUUUCAUUUGUCACAUUUGGUAUGAUGUUAUUCAUACUACAUUAUUUGUAAGAUUGUUUAUAGAAUAAAUGGAUAUUUUUAUAAAACUUUUCUGAAAGUUCAA
This is a messenger RNA of Phaedon cochleariae (mustard beetle), 1098 nucleotides long. The record is from the annotation of a GenBank genome assembly. NCBI's taxonomy places the organism in Eukaryota, Metazoa, Arthropoda, Insecta, Coleoptera, Chrysomelidae.